Peronospora matthiolae is the source of this 1065-nucleotide messenger RNA. Lineage: Eukaryota; Oomycota; Peronosporomycetes; Peronosporales; Peronosporaceae. The record is from the annotation of a GenBank genome assembly.
AUGGAACAAGUCUCGAUCGGCGGCAGCAGAUACUUACUGCUUGUGGUUGACGAAGCCAGCGGUUGCAUGAAGGGCUUCUGUCUGCGGUCCAAGUCUGAGAGUGAAGACUGUAUCAAGAACCACAUUAUCAAGAUUCAAACUCAGUUCGGCACGAAGAUCAAGUUUGUUCGGCACGAUGGAGCGCAUGAGUUUGCGACCAACUCCAUCAAGACCUUCUACGAAGAUCAUGGUAUUGAACAACAGAUCACGGUGCCGUAUGCACACCAGACCAACGGCACCGCAGAACGCGCGAUAAGGACCAUCGUCACGAUCGGACGCAGCUUGUUGCAUCAUGCAAAGCUGGAGAAGUGUUUCUGGGCUGAAGCGGCAAUGACGGCGAUCUACAUCAAGAACCGCCUGCCUUCACCCAAGAUCGACCACAAGACUCCGUUCGAGAUCGUGUACAAGUCGAAACCAAGUGUCAAGCACAUGCGCGUGUUUGGAUGUCGGGCGUUUAUCCUGACACCAAGGGAGAAGCGAUUGAAGUGGGACCCGAAGGCUUGUGAAGGGAUGUUCAUGGGCUACGAAGAAGCGUCAAAAGCUUAUCGAGUGUACGACAUUGAGGCGGGCCAAGUGGUGAUCAGUCGUGACAUCACCUUCGACGAAUCGACUUUUGACUUUUCGAUGGACCGACCAAGUGACGAUGAUGAAGAUGCGGAGUUGGACCUCGACCUCCUGGCGAUCAACGAGGACGACGUGCGUCAAACCGUCUACAAGCAGACUGGCAAGCGCAAGAGUGAAGCAAGACCCGGCAUGUCACGGUCAGCUCGCCCUCGAACUGGGUUGGAACAAGCAAGUGCGCCGGAACACGUCUCCAACCGUCACCAGAAACGACGAUCAAGUGCUCCAGAAACGAUGUCUGAUGACGAAGAAGAUGCAAGCGUGUACGAUCAAGAUGACGACUCGACGCCUCCAACAUUUUGGCGUGCAAGUGCAAACGCAGUGGAAGCAACGGACCUAGCAGAACCUGUGACUUUCAAGACGCGAUCAAUGGUCCUGAUCAAACUCACUGGCGAAAUGCUGUGA